Microthlaspi erraticum is the source of this 3147-nucleotide messenger RNA. NCBI's taxonomy places the organism in Eukaryota, Viridiplantae, Streptophyta, Magnoliopsida, Brassicales, Brassicaceae. The record is from the annotation of a GenBank genome assembly.
AUGAUAAUCAAACGGAAGCUGAAAACUCGAAUGCCGAGUUUGAAACGAUGCAAUGAGGAGGAAGUCGACGGAGGAGCAGCUCGGAAGAAGAGAAAAGUAAACGAUUGCUAUUACCCUCUCAAUCUCCUCGGAGAGAUCGCUGCCGGGAUAGUUCCGGGGAAGCUCGACGGAUUAAAUGGAUUCUCUGCUUCGUGGUGCAAGGAAGCUCUGUCUUCUCCUUCUCCCGUUGAAGUGGAGGAACCGGAGUCAAAGUCAAAGAGAGUAACAGUCUCUGAUUCCGGCCGUGGAAGCGGAAGAGAUCGGACGGCGACGGCUGCUGAUGUUUCUCGGCCGCCGCUCGUGAGGACAUCGAGAGGACGUGUUCAGGUGCUUCCUUCUCGGUUUAACGACUCGGUUAUCGAGAAUUGGAGGAAAGAUGGUAAGAGCGAGGAGGAAGAAGAAGAGAUUAAAGAAGAUUGCAAAAAGGAGAAAGUCAAAGCUAAAUUCACUUCUAGGAAUCUUAAGUAUAGUAGUAAUGCAGGAUUGUGUGAAGACAGAGAUGACGAUGAUGAGGAGUGUGAAGAGAUUGUGAGAUAUAGUGACAUGAGGAAGCAUUUGAGUAGCUCACGCACUAUUACUAAUACGGUCGAAGAAGAGGCACGUCCGAAGAAAGAAGGUGUUUACGGGCCAGAGGAUUUUUAUUCCGGUGAUUUGGUUUGGGGGAAAUCCGGGAGGAGUGAGCCGUUUUGGCCGGCGAUUGUCAUCGAUCCAAUGACGCAAGCGCCGGAGCUUGUGCUGCGUUCUUGUAUACCUGAUGCAGCUUGUGUCAUGUUCUUUGGUCACUCUGGGACAGAGAAUGAAAGGGACUAUGCAUGGGUUAGGAGAGGCAUGAUCUUUCCGUUUGUGGAUUAUGUAGACAGGUUUCAAGAACAGUCGGAGCUGCGUGGAUGCAACCCCGGGGACUUUCAGAUGGCGCUUGAGGAGGCUCUUUUGGCAGACCAAGGGUUCACAGAGAAGCUCAUGCAGGAUAUUCACAUGGCGGCUGGUAACCAGACUUUUGAUGAUUCUGUCUACAGAUGGAUGCAAGAUGCUGCAGGAACGAGCCAGUAUCUUGAUUCCAGCCAGGACAUGUUGAAGAAAUACAGAAAUCCAAGAGCCUGUGUAGGGUGUGGAACGAUCCUUUCUUUUAAGAUGGCACAGAAAAUGAAAGCUCUGAUUCCUGGAGAUCAGUUAUUGUGUAAACCUUGUUCAAGGUUGACAAAACCAAAACAGGUGUGUGGUAUAUGCAAGAAGUUAUGGAAUCAUGCAGAUAGUCAGAGCUGGGUGGUGCAGUGUGAUGGUUGUAAAGUCUGGAUUCAUGCAGAGUGUGAUCAAAUAUCACAUAAGCAUUUUAAGGAUUUGGGUGGAGAAACAGAAUACUAUUGCCCCACGUGCAGAACAAAAUUCAACUUUGAGCUAUCAGAUUCAGAAAAACAAGACUCAAAAUCCAAACUUGGCAAAAACAAUGCUCCGAUGGUGCUUCCGGACAAGGUUAUUGUUGUAUGCUCCGGAGUAGAAGGCAUAUAUUUUCCAAGCCAUCAUUUAGUUGUAUGCAAGUGUGGAUCUUGUGGACCUGACAGGAAAGCACUUAGUGAAUGGGAAAGGCAUACUGGUUCAAAAGCAAAAAACUGGAGGACUAGUGUUAAAGUUAAAAGCUCCAAGCUGCCUCUAGAAGAAUGGAUGAUGAAAUUAGCAGAGUUCCACGCAAGUGCUACUGCUGGAAAGACUCCUAAACGACCUUCUAUAAAGCAGAGAAAGCAGAGGUUGCUUUCCUUUCUUAAAGAGAAGUAUGAGCCGGUCAAUGUGAAAUGGACAACGGAACGAUGUGCAGUUUGCAGAUGGGUUGAAGAUUGGGACUACAACAAGAUCAUUAUCUGCAACAGAUGUCAAAUAGCAGUUCAUCAGGAAUGCUAUGGGACAAGAAACGUUCGUGACUUCACAUCAUGGGUCUGCAAAGCCUGCGAGACACCUGAGAUCAAACGAGAGUGUUGCCUCUGUCCUGUAAAAGGAGGUGCAUUGAAGCCAACUGAUGUGGAGACACUGUGGGUUCACGUGACAUGUGCUUGGUUUCAGCCUGAAGUAUGCUUUGCAAGUGAUGAAAAAAUGGAACCAGCUUUGGGAAUUUUGAGUAUUCCAUCAAGUAAUUUUGUGAAGAUUUGUGUGAUAUGCAAGCAAAUACAUGGAUCAUGCACUCAGUGUUGCAAGUGUUCUACGUAUUAUCAUGCCAUGUGUGCUUCCCGAGCUGGGUAUAGAAUGGAGUUGCACUGCCUGGAGAAAAAUGGUCGACAGAUAACGAAGAUGGUGUCGUAUUGUGCUUAUCACAGGGCUCCGAAUCCAGACACCGUGUUAAUUAUACAAACGCCUUCAGGGGUCUUCUCUGCCAAAAGUCUUGUUCAGAACAAGAAGAGAACGGGUUCGAGGCUUAUCUUAGCAAACAGAGAAGAUGUGGAAGAGUCCCCUGCAGAGGAUACCGUACCAGUUGAUCCAUUUUCUUCUGCUCGUUCUCGUGUAUUUAAAAGAAAGGUUAAUAGCAAGAAGAGAACUGAAGAAGAAGGUAUUCCUCACUACAAAGGAGGACCACGUCAUCAUCCUUUAGCAGCGAUCCAAACUCUGAACGCAUUCAGGCAUGUGGCAGAGGAACCCAAAUCAUUUUCCUCGUUCAGGGAGCGGCUUCACCACUUGCAGAGGACAGAAAUGGAUCGGGUCUGCUUCGGUCGAUCUGGGAUACAUGGAUGGGGCCUUUUCGCGAGAAGGAACAUUCAAGAAGGAGAAAUGGUUCUUGAAUACCGCGGGGAACAAGUGAGAGGAAUCAUUGCGGACUUGAGGGAAGCAAGAUAUCGUAGGGAAGGGAAGGAUUGCUAUCUGUUCAAGAUCAGUGAGGAAGUAGUGGUGGAUGCUACAGAGAAAGGGAAUAUCGCUCGACUGAUCAACCAUUCGUGUAUGCCAAAUUGCUAUGCAAGGAUUAUGAGUGUAGGAGAUGAUGAAAGUCGGAUUGUUCUGAUUGCCAAGACCACCGUACCUGCUGGCGAGGAGUUAACAUAUGAUUACUUGUUUGAUCCAGAUGAGCCAGAUGAAUUCAAGGUGCCGUGUCUAUGUAAAUCCCUAAACUGCAGGAAGUUCAUGAAUUAG